This is a messenger RNA of Glarea lozoyensis ATCC 20868, 1170 nucleotides long. RefSeq names its product P-loop containing nucleoside triphosphate hydrolase. Gene Ontology annotation, biological process: proteasome-mediated ubiquitin-dependent protein catabolic process. Lineage: Eukaryota; Fungi; Ascomycota; Leotiomycetes; Helotiales; Helotiaceae. The transcript has 3 exons. Gene Ontology annotation, cellular component: proteasome regulatory particle, base subcomplex. Gene Ontology annotation, molecular function: ATP hydrolysis activity; ATP binding; proteasome-activating activity. The coding region runs from base 1 to 1170 and encodes 389 amino acids. The record is from RefSeq and is a predicted model, not a curated record.
AUGGCGCUGGAUAGCUUCUUUCACAACAAGAUCGAGAGCAUGAAGCUCGAGAUCAUACAGGGCCAAGCUGUUCUACGAAGACUGGAAGCUCAGAGAAAUGACUAUAACUCAAGGGUGCGACUGUUACGAGAGGAGCUGGGUCUGCUACAGCAGCCAGGGUCGUAUGUGGGAGAGGUGGUAAAAGUCAUGGGGACAAAAAAGGUCCUCGUGAAGGUGCACCCAGAGGGCAAAUAUGUCGUCGAUAUUGCAGAUAGCGUUGAUAUCACAAAACUUGUUGUUGGCAAGCGUGUCACCCUGCUUUCCGAUUCUUACAAGCUCGAAAAGAUGCUUCCUUCCUCGGUCGAUCCCCUGGUAUCUCUGAUGAUGGUAGAAAAGGUACCUGAUAGCACAUACGACAUGAUUGGUGGUUUGGACCAACAGAUUAAGGAGAUCAAAGAAGUCAUUGAGCUUGGAUUAAAACACCCAGAAUUGUUCGAGUCGCUGGGUAUAGCGCAGCCAAAAGGUGUGCUUCUCUACGGCCCACCUGGAACAGGGAAAACGCUACUCGCCAGAGCUGUGGCACAUCACACCGAUUGUAAAUUUAUCAGAGUUUCUGGGUCUGAGUUGGUGCAGAAGUAUAUUGGAGAGGGUUCGAGAAUGGUUCGAGAAUUGUUCGUCAUGGCAAGAGAACAUGCACCAUCGAUCAUCUUCAUGGACGAAAUCGAUUCCAUAGGAUCGUCUCGUGUCGAAGGUUCAUCUGGUGGAGAUUCAGAAGUUCAGCGGACUAUGUUGGAACUGCUCAAUCAAUUGGACGGAUUCGAGCCUACAAAAAACAUCAAAGUCAUUAUGGCGACAAAUCGACUGGAUAUUCUGGAUCCUGCGCUGCUGCGUCCUGGACGUAUUGACCGAAAGAUUGAAUUCCCACCGCCAACCGUCGAGGCUAGAGCAGACAUUCUCAGGAUCCAUAGCAGAAGCAUGAACCUCACCAGAGGUAUCAACUUGACGAAGGUUGCUGAAAAGAUGAAUGGUUGUUCGGGGGCCGAGCUGAAGGGUGUGUGCACAGAGGCGGGUAUGUACGCCCUGAGGGAACGUAGAGUUCACGUCACACAGGAAGAUUUUGAUCUAGCAACGGCCAAGGUAUUAAACAAGCAUGAUGACAAGGAGACGUCGAUAGCCAAAUUGUGGAAGUAG